Messenger RNA from Echinops telfairi (small Madagascar hedgehog), 2434 nucleotides. RefSeq names its product ring finger protein 157 (gene RNF157). Gene Ontology annotation, biological process: protein ubiquitination. Gene Ontology annotation, cellular component: cytoplasm. Lineage: Eukaryota; Metazoa; Chordata; Mammalia; Afrosoricida; Tenrecidae. The record is from RefSeq and is a predicted model, not a curated record. The coding region runs from base 25 to 1965 and encodes 646 amino acids. Gene Ontology annotation, molecular function: ubiquitin protein ligase activity. The transcript is spliced from 18 exons.
AGCUAUUUUGCCAGCCACUUCCUUAUGGGAGGAGAGAAGUUUGACUCCAGUCACCCUGAAGGUUACCUGUUUGGAGAGAACAGCGACCUGAACUUCCUGGGAAGCAGACCGGUUGCGUUUCCUUAUGCCGCCCCGCCGCCCCAGGAGCCGGUGAAGACUCUGAGGAGCCUGAUCAACAUCCGGAAGGACACGCUAAGACUAGUCAAAUGCGCCGAGGAGGUGAAGAGCCCCGGCGAAGAGGCCAGCAAAGCCAGAGUGCACUACAACGUGGAGUUCACCUUUGACACUGAUGCGAGGGUGGCCAUCACCAUCUACUACCAGGCCACAGAGGAGUUCCAGAAUGGCAUUGCCAGCUACAUCCCCAAAGACAACAGCCUGCAGUCGGAGACGGUGCAUUACAAGCGAGGGGUGUGCCAGCAAUUCUGCCUCCCCUCUCACACUGUCGACCCCUCGGAAUGGGCUGAAGAGGAGCUUGGCUUCGAUCUGGACCGCGAAGUUUACCCUAUGGUGGUGCAUGCUGUGGUGGAUGAAGGCGAUGAGUAUUUCGGCCAUUGUCACGUGCUGCUGGGCACUUUUGAAAAGCACACAGAUGGGACUUUCUGCGUCAAGCCCCUCAAACAGAAACAAGUAGUAGAUGGGGUCAGCUACCUCCUGCAGGAGAUCUAUGGGAUUGAAAACAAGUACAACACCCAAGAUUCUAAGGUGGCUGAGGACGAAGUGAGUGACAACAGUGCCGAAUGUGUGGUGUGCCUCUCAGACGUGCGGGACACCCUGAUCCUGCCCUGCCGCCACCUCUGCCUGUGCAACACCUGUGCAGACACCCUGCGCUACCAGGCCAACAACUGCCCCAUCUGCCGGCUCCCCUUCCGGGCGCUGCUCCAGAUCCGAGCCAUGAGGAAGAAGCUGGGCCCCUUGUCCCCAGGCAGCUUUAACCCCAUCAUCUCUUCCCAGACGUCAGACUCAGAGGAGCAUUCCUCCUCGGAGAACGUCCCACCGGGUUAUGAAGUGGUGUCUCUUCUGGAAGCCCUCAAUGGGCCCCUGACCCCGUCCCCAGCGGUCCCUCCACUUCACGUGCUUGGCGACGGCCACCUCUCAGGAAUGCUGCCUUCGUACGGCAGUGAUGGUCACCUGCCCCCUGUCAGGACGCUCUCCCCCCUCGACCGCCUGUCUGACUGCGGCAGCCAGGGACUCAAGCUCAAGAAGAGCCUCUCCAAGUCCCUGUCCCAGGACUCGUCCGUGUUGCACGAGGAGGGAGACGAGCGCUCCUGCAGUGGGUCCGAGACGCAGCUCUCCCGCCGGCAGCCAGUGGCACACCCGGGAGGGGAGGAAUGUGGUGUGACCCCAGACAGCGAGAACCUGACCUUGUCCUCGUCAGGAGCUGUCGACCAGUCGUCCUGCACAGGGACCCCUCUCUCCUCCACCAUCUCCUCCCCAGAAGACCCUGCCAGCAGCAGCCUGGCCCAGUCGGUCAUGUCCAUGGCGUCCUCUCAAAGCCAGCACUCCCAGAUCAGCUCCGACACCGUCUCCUCCAUGUCCGGCUCCUACAUCGCCCCAGGCCCCGAAGAAGAGGGUGAAGCCCUCCCUUCCCCAAGGAGGGUCCCGUCAGAGGAAGGAGAGGUGAUGCCGCUGCAGUCCCCAGAUGUCAACUUCGUUGGCCUCCCAGUUGAGGAGCAGGACGCAGAGGGAAACGACGUUCUAGAGGAAGACCACGGAUCCCCUACUCAGGAAGCUGGCCAGAGGACAAGCGCAUUUCUAGGUAUGGAGUGUGACAAUAACAAUGACUUUGACACCGCAAGCGUGAAAGCACUGGACAAUAAGCUGUGCCCUGAGGUCUGCUUACCUGGGGGCUGGCAGGUUGAUGACAAUGCUGUGGGUCGGCGGAGCACCCAGCGCCGGCGCUUAUCGUCCAGCAGCCUGGAGGACCCUGAGGACAGGGCUUGCGUGUGGGGGCCGCUAGCUGUCUGAGGACCCCAACCCACCCACUGUCCUCACAUUCCGUCCCGUCCUCACCGGGCCACCUCCUCAAGACUCAGCCUGUGCAAAAGCCAGCUGGUGCGGUGGCCAGCCUGCCCCUCUCCCAGCCUCAUCUCCUCCUGCAACUGUGGAUCGUCCCCCCCAAGCCCCCCACCUCUCCCCCCUCGCCCCGGCCCUGAGGAACUGGGAAGCCUGCUUUCUCCCCGGCUGCAGUCACUCCUGGGAGCCGGGCAACUCGGAGUCCUCGGCACCCCAGUCUCUGAGCGUCAGGCAGAGCCAAGUUCCACAUCCUGGUCUUUCUUGUAUGUCUUUUCUCUCCUUAGGGGUCAGGCCAGAAACCUCUAGGUUUGGGCAACUUCCUCACAAGCACCCACUGGGCAUUUUCUGGAACAUUCUCUGUAACCUCACAGCCAAUUUCAAGCUCCAGUUUGGGUGGGGUUGGGAAGGACUUGCGCGAGAA